This is a messenger RNA of Panicum hallii, 1749 nucleotides long. RefSeq names its product putative laccase-9. The record is from RefSeq and is a predicted model, not a curated record. The coding region runs from base 1 to 1749 and encodes 582 amino acids. The transcript has 4 exons. Gene Ontology annotation, biological process: lignin catabolic process. Gene Ontology annotation, molecular function: copper ion binding; hydroquinone:oxygen oxidoreductase activity. Gene Ontology annotation, cellular component: apoplast. Lineage: Eukaryota; Viridiplantae; Streptophyta; Magnoliopsida; Poales; Poaceae.
AUGGCUGUCAGUAGGAUGCCGGUGCUUUGGUUAUGGCUAGGUGCAGUCUUGACGUUGGGUGUUGCGGUUAGCCUGGCUGAAGGCUCGAGGUCUCCUCGUCACUACGAUUUCUUCAUAAGGACGGCUAACUACACCAGGCUCUGCCACCGGAAGAGCAUCCUCACCGUGAACGGCAGAUUCCCCGGGCCGACCAUCUACGCGCGCAAGGGCGACGUCGUCACCGUCGACGUUCACAACCAGGGCGACAAGAACGUCACCAUCCACUGGCACGGCGUGGACCAGCCGCGGAACCCGUGGUCCGAUGGGCCGGAGUUCAUCACGCAGUGCCCCAUCCAGCCCGGCGCCAGCUUCACGUACCGGAUCGUCCUCUCCUGGGAAGAAGGCACACUCUGGUGGCACGCGCACAGCGACUUCGACCGCGCCACCGUGCACGGCGCCAUCGUCAUCCGCCCCCGGCGCGGCACCAGCUACCCCUUCAAGAAGCCGCACAAGGAGAUACCAAUCUUCCUUGGUGAGUGGUGGAAGGGCAAUGUCCGGCAGUUGCUCGCCGACGCUCUUCAGACCGGCGGCGAGUUCCAGCCGUCGGACGCAAACACCAUCAACGGCCAGCCCGGUGACCUGUUUCCGUGCUCCAGGGACGGCACGUUCACGCUGCCCGUCGAGCACGGCAAGACCUACAUGCUCCGUCUCAUCAACGCGGCGCUGGCCAACGAGUUCUUCUUCGGCGUCGCCGGGCACCGCCUCACCGUGGUCGGGACCGACGCGUCAUACGUGAAGCCGUUCACCGUCGAUCACGUCUUCCUCGCGCCGGGACAGACCGUGACCGCGCUGCUCAGAGCCGACCGCGCGUCGCGCGGCCCGCGGAACACCCGGUACUACAUGGCCGCACGGCCGUUGUCGACCAACCCGCUCGUUCUCUUCAACAACAGCACCGCCACAGCCGUGCUGGAGUACACCGACGCCGCUGCACCCCCCAGCUUGGCGACCCCCGACUUUCCGAUUCUGCCGGACAUCAACGACUGCGCCGCGGCGGACGCGUACACGGCGCGGCUCCGGUCACUCGCCAGCGACGCGCACCCGGCGCGCGUGCCCCGGCGCGUGGACGAGCACAUGCUCGUCACCAUCGCGAUGAACGAGAUCGCGUGCGCGCCCGACGAGAACUGCCAGGGGCCCCGCGGCAACCGCCUCGCGGCGAGCCUGAACAACGUGAGCUUCGAGGCCCCGCGGCACACGGGCAUUCUCGGCGCGUACUACCACCACCGCUCGGCCGGCGUCGUGCGCGAGACAGACUUCCCAAGCAACCCGCCGCUGCCGUUUAACUUCACGGCCGACGACCUCCCGCCGGAGCUCAGGCUGACGGCGCGCGGCACGAGGGUGAAGGUGCUGGAGUACGGCACGGUGGUGGAGGUGGUGCUCCAGGACACGGCGAUCCUCGGCGCCGAGAGCCACCCCAUCCACCUGCACGGGUACAGCUUCUACGUGGUGGGAACCGGGUCCGGCAACUUCGACGACGGCAGGGACCCCGCCGGCUACAACUUGGUCGACCCGCCAUACCAGAACACGGUGGCGGUGCCCAGGGGCGGGUGGUCGGCGAUCCGUUUCCGUGCCGAAAAUCCUGGUGUGUGGUUCAUGCAUUGCCAUUUCGAACGGCACAUGGUAUGGGGGAUGGACACCGUGUUCAUCGUGAAGGAUGGGAAUGGAGCGGAGGAGAAGAUGAUGCCGCCGCCGCUAGGGAUGCCUAGGUGUUGA